AGCGAGGCGGAAGUGCGGUCUCCUCAGGGCGGCUGUCUCUGGGCGGGCCGAGGGAGGCUCCCGAGGCUGGGGGCCGGGCCGGGAUGGCGGCAGCGGCGGCCGGGGCCGGGGCCGGGACGGCCCAGGAGAAGCAGUUCCCGCCGGCGCUGCUGAGCUUCUUCAUCUACAACCCGCGCUUCGGGCCGCGCGAGGGCGAGGAGGAAAAUAAAAUUUUAUUUUACCAUCCAAAUGAAGUUGAAAAGAAUGAGAAAAUUAGAAAUGUUGGAUUAUGUGAAGCUAUUGUACAGUUUACAAGGACCUUUAGUCCAUCAAAACCUGCAAAGUCUUUACAUACACAGAAGAAUAGACAGUUCUUCAAUGAACCAGAAGAGAAUUUCUGGAUGGUCAUGGUUGUUCGGAAUCCUAUAAUUGAAAAGCAAAGUAAAGAUGGAAAACCAAUUGUUGAAUACCAAGAGGAGGAGUUGUUGGACAAGGUUUAUAGUUCAGUGUUACAGCAGUGCUAUAGCAUGUACAAGCUUUUUAAUGGUACAUUCCUGAGAGCCAUGGAAGAUGGAGGUGUCAAGCUCCUAAAAGAAAGAUUAGAGAAAUUCUUCCAUCGGUACUUGCAAACGUUGCAUUUGCAGUCAUGUGAUCUCCUUGACAUUUUUGGUGGAAUCAGCUUCUUCCCAUUGGAUAAAAUGACUUAUUUGAAAAUCCAGUCCUUUAUUAAUAGAAUGGAGGAAAGCCUGAGUAUAGUCAAAUACACUGCCUUUCUCUAUAACGAUCAACUAAUCUGGAGUGGGUUAGAACAAGAUGACAUGAGAAUUUUAUACAAAUACCUCACCACAUCUCUGUUUCCAAGGCAUAUCGAACCUGAGCUGGCAGGAAGGGAUUCUCCAGUAAGGGCGGAGAUGCCAGGAAAUCUUCAACAUUAUGGAAGAUUUCUUACUGGACCCUUGAACCUUAAUGAUCCAGAAGCAAAAUGCAGAUUCCCCAAAAUUUUUGUAAAUACAGAUGACACUUAUGAAGCACUGCAUUUAAUUGUUUAUAAGGCCAUGAGUGCAGCUGUUUGCUUUAUGAUUGAUGCCUCUGUACAGCCCACAUUGGAUUUUUGCCGAAGACUGGACAGCAUUGUUGGGCCCCAGCUCACGGUGCUGGCGUCCGACAUCUGUGAGCAAUUUAACGUCAACAAAAGGAUGUCUGGGUCUGAAAAAGAACCCCAGUUUAAGUUUAUCUACUUCAACCAUAUGAAUUUAGCCGAGAAAAGUACAAUUCACAUGAGGAAAACACCUAGUGUGUCACUUACAUCUGUGCAUCCGGACUUAAUGAAGAUUCUGGGUGACAUCAACAGUGAUUUUACUAGAGUGGAUGAGGACGAAGAAGUUAUUGUGAAGGCAAUGAGUGAUUACUGGGUUGUUGGGAAGAAGUCUGACCAGCGGGAGCUGUAUGUUAUUCUGAAUCAAAAAAACGCAAACCUGAUUGAAGUAAAUGUCCUGAUGGUUGGUCUGGUCCUCCACGCCCUGUGGUUCCAGCAACCGCCUCGGCUGAUCCUGAUAGCUGCUUGCGCUGGAGGAGAGGAUGGUGUCCCCUUCGCCACAUCGGGCUCCUCUGCUCUUCUGCUCGAGCUGGAGUGGGAGAGCUGGGGGAUUGCUCUAUACAGGAGAAAAGUUGGGUGUGAGGUUUCAUUUUUUGCACAAAUCUGCUAGGACACGGUUCAUUUUUUUCUUACUAGUACUUGUAGUGAGAGUUGCAUGCAUUAGAAACAGCAGUGACUCACCUCGGCACAGGGGGAGUUGAGUCAUGAUGGUGCCACCUCAGCAGGGCGCUUGAACCACAGCCCUGGUGGCAGUUGGGGUUCCUGGGGGGUUGCACCCAAUUGCUCAAUAUUUUAGAAGUUGUGCUCCAGGCCCCCAACUGGUGGGUGUCUCCAGCACUUGCGGUGUUAGGCAUGUACCUCCCUGGGCCCAGACCAGCCGCAUGUUGAUGUGUGGAACAGUACUGAGGCCUUUAGGCACGGGAGGCUGACUUUUUGUUGUCCUUUUCCUUGAUUGAUGACCAUUUCUGACCUACGCCUUAAGAGAUUAAAGGUCAUUCAAUGCAGACAUUUAUUCCCAACUAUAUUCCAGAAGAGUUUAAGGUACUAAAAUAUAACCUAUAACCUUUCAGGUGAAAACCUCAGUUUCUC
Molecule: messenger RNA, 2164 nt
Organism: Canis lupus familiaris (dog)
Lineage: Eukaryota; Metazoa; Chordata; Mammalia; Carnivora; Canidae
Product: vacuolar fusion protein CCZ1 homolog
Exons: 15
Coding region: 84-1685 (533 amino acids)
Biological process (GO): vesicle-mediated transport
Cellular component (GO): intracellular membrane-bounded organelle; Mon1-Ccz1 complex
Source: RefSeq, a predicted model, not a curated record